UGGCUAGAGUCAGACUUUAGGACAUUCUCUUCACAACAAUCAUAUCAUUCUUUUGCUGCUAGAUCAGCCUAAAACUUUCACUUCUUCAACAAUCCGAGCCACCCCCAAAGCUACAUAGAAUACACUCUCUUCAAUUUCUAUCAAAGACGCAGAUUCUGUGUACCCUGCUAUUCAAUACUUAUCUAUUGGAAAGCCCCCUCAAUCAUUAUUGUAUCGUCAUCAACCCGUUUCCCGAUACCCUCAUUCAUCAUAAUGUUUUCACCCAAAGGCCAAGAUUAUGGCUCUUUUGGUUUCGCCUUUACCAUCACUCGGGCUUUACAAGCCAUUUGUCUGAUUUGCAUCCUCAGUAUGUCUGCAAAUUUCAUCGCAGAGAUCAAUUCGGUCGACACAGCCCCCCCAUCAGUCAUCAUUGCAACUCUCAGUAUUGUUGUGAUUGUUGUUGUAUUUCUUCUUAUAGGCUAUCUUCUCUAUCUUGAGCUCCAACUCAGCUUCCUCUUGGCUACUGCAUUCGAUACGGCGGCUCUUAUUGCCCUCAUCGUGGUUUCCGUGAAAGUCGGAACGCCUCUUUCUUAUCUGGAAUGUCCCGCUCUUCCCAAUGUUGGGGUGACUUCGGCAUUCGUUGAAUCAGCUGUCGGGAAUUUCUCCAAAGCCAAUUACUACUUUUGGGUCGGUGCAUCGAAGACGGCAUGCUACGAAAUGAAAGCCAUCUGGGGGUUUAGCAUGGCACUUUGCGUAUUAUUUUUCUUCAGUGGCAUUAUCAACAUGUGCAUAUGGAAAAAGAACAAGUUGGUUGCGUUGAAGGGAGAUUUGGAGUAUCAGGGUUAAAUUAAUAUAAAAUUAGAGGUGCAUAGGUGGGAAGAGUUGAUCGAUGUGCA
Botrytis cinerea B05.10 is the source of this 875-nucleotide messenger RNA. RefSeq lists its product as hypothetical. Lineage: Eukaryota; Fungi; Ascomycota; Leotiomycetes; Helotiales; Sclerotiniaceae. The coding region runs from base 253 to 825 and encodes 190 amino acids. The record is from RefSeq and is a predicted model, not a curated record. The transcript is spliced from 2 exons.